This is a messenger RNA of Hippopotamus amphibius kiboko, 5982 nucleotides long. RefSeq names its product dual specificity phosphatase 4 (gene DUSP4). The record is from RefSeq and is a predicted model, not a curated record. Bases 1134 to 2318 code for a protein of 394 amino acids. Gene Ontology annotation, biological process: negative regulation of MAPK cascade; endoderm formation; protein dephosphorylation. Gene Ontology annotation, cellular component: nucleus; cytoplasm. Gene Ontology annotation, molecular function: protein tyrosine/threonine phosphatase activity; MAP kinase tyrosine/serine/threonine phosphatase activity. NCBI's taxonomy places the organism in Eukaryota, Metazoa, Chordata, Mammalia, Artiodactyla, Hippopotamidae. The transcript is spliced from 5 exons.
UCAACACUUCACUUCUAUUACUGGGCUUCGGGGCGGGAGGGCUUUCUCUUUCAUCUUCUGAGUUCGGGGUUGCCCACGUUCCUCGGGAAACUGUAAGGCUGACUUAAUGGUUUAGGAUGAAAAUCGAUCAGGCUAAAGCAGAAGCUAAUGUCUGAGGAAUCGCAACAGAAAAAAUGCCUGGCGAGCCGAACGCACUCCGGAAGCCUGGGACGAGGAGGGCCGGUUGGGCUGCGGUGCGGCGUUCCCCAGUCCCCUUGGGUACGUGGGGGAACCCUGCGAGGCUGGUAAGGGGGAAAGCACGCGGGUUAAAGAAGGAUAAAAUCUCAAAACCGAGCCCGGGCCUUCGCUAGGCCGGCUCCUCGGCUGGCGAUUUUUUCCCCGCGGGUCGCCGCCGCCACCACCGCGGCGGGCUGCGGUGGCUGCACGGCGACUCGGAUCUGGCUGGACGCGCGCCGCGGAGGCCGGGGAGAGGCGCCGCCAAGCUCCAUUCAGAAAGUCCGGGCGCUGCCGCUCGCCCGCGGGUCGGAGGCCUCCUCCCUCUUCCUCUAGGUCUUGGUUUUAUGAAUGGGCCUGGCGGCGAGCGCCGCGCGCCCUGUUUACUCCGCUCUUUGUGACGUCGCGUCCCCGUGACCGGGCGCGAGCGGCCGGCACUCCAUUCAAGCGCCGGGGCGGGCGGAGCGGGAGAGAAGAGGAGCAUUAACAAAUCUAUAAGCCGAGGAGAGGAAACUCUGGCUGAGGCAGAGCUCGGAGCUCCGGCGGCUCGUGGGGAACGGCGGCCGGGACGGCAGCGCCGGCGGCGGCAGGAGCAGCACCGCGGGCAAAAUACAAUAGAGGCGACCGCAGAAGGGAACCCUCGGUCCUCUCCCGUAAACACACUCCCCUGCACCACCACCUCCCCCUUGGCACCGUGCUGCCUGGCGCCCGAGGCCGCUCGGACUGCUAUGUAACCGCGAAGCUGCGGGAGGAAGGGGACCGGGGAGAAGAGGUUCGGCCGUGGGAGCCCCUAGGGGCCAAGUUUGCGGCCACUUCUGCCCGCACCGUCCUUUAGCCCCCGCUCGCCCCUUCCUGCAGCCCAGCUGGCCCGGGCGUCCUUCGCCUCCUCGCGCGCCCAGCAGCCGCGGUUCCCGGCGACCAUGGUGACGGUGGAGGAGCUUCGGGAGAUGGACUGCAGCGUGCUCAAAAGGCUGAUGAACCGGGACGAGAACGGCGGCGGCGCGGGCGGCAGCGGCAGCCACGGCGCUCUGGGGCUGCUGAGCGGCGGCAAGUGCCUGCUGCUGGACUGCAGACCGUUCCUGGCGCACAGCGCCGGCUACAUCCGAGGCUCGGUCAACGUGCGCUGCAACACCAUCGUGCGGCGGCGCGCCAAGGGCUCGGUGAGCCUGGAGCAGAUCCUGCCCGCAGAGGAGGAGGUCCGCGCCCGCCUGCGCUCCGGCCUCUACUCCGCCGUCAUCGUCUACGACGAGCGCAGUCCGCGCGCCGAGAGCCUCCGCGAGGACAGCACCGUGUCACUGGUGGUGCAGGCGCUGCGACGUAACGCCGAGCGCACCGACAUCUGCCUGCUCAAAGGUGGCUAUGAGAGGUUCUCCUCCGAGUACCCGGAAUUCUGUUCCAAAACCAAGGCCCUGGCAGCCAUCCCACCUGCUGUGCCCCAGAGCACGGCCGAGUCCUUGGACCAGGGCUGCAGCUCCUGCGGCACCCCGCUGCACGACCAGGGCGGUCCCGUGGAGAUCCUUCCCUUCCUCUACCUCGGCAGCGCCUAUCACGCGGCCCGGAGAGACAUGCUGGACACCCUGGGGAUCACGGCCUUGUUGAACGUCUCCUCCGACUGCCCGAACCACUUUGAAGGACACUAUCAGUACAAGUGCAUCCCUGUGGAGGACAACCACAAGGCCGACAUCAGCUCCUGGUUCAUGGAGGCCAUCGAGUACAUUGAUGCGGUGAAGGACUGCCGCGGGCGCGUGCUGGUGCACUGCCAGGCCGGCAUCUCGCGCUCGGCCACCAUCUGCUUGGCCUACCUGAUGAUGAAGAAGCGCGUGAGGCUGGAGGAGGCCUUCGAGUUCGUCAAGCAGCGGCGGAGUAUCAUCUCGCCCAACUUCAGCUUCAUGGGGCAGCUGCUGCAGUUCGAGUCGCAGGUGCUGGCCACGUCCUGCUCCGUGGAGGCCGCCAGCCCGUCGGGGCCCCUGCGCGAGCGGGGCAAGGCCACCCCCACCCCCACGUCGCAGUUCGUCUUCAGCUUCCCGGUCUCCGUGGGGGUGCACCCGGCCCCCAGCAGCCUGCCCUACCUGCACAGCCCCAUCACCACCUCCCCCAGCUGUUAGAGCCGCUCGGAGCCCGCCCCCCGCAAACCAGUCGGCUCGCAGCCCAGGUUGGGUGCGGCCCUGUGCGGGCAGCAGGUCGGGACUGACCCGCAGAGGCCCGGCGACCAAGCUCCUCCCAUCCAUCUCUCCUUGGCCAACCGUGGGGCCAGCUAGAAUGGCAAUAAGGACCUCGAAUACAUAUUUAACGCAAACAAACAAAACACUCCAACUUAGAGCAAUAAUGGCUUCCUCGGCAGGCAGGGAAGACCUGGGUUUUGGUUUGUGUGUCAGUUUUACUUUUCAGAUAGGAAUUUCUUACCUCAUUUUUUUAAGCAGUAAGGCUUGAAGUUAGGAAACCCACAGAUCCUGGCAAAUGUGCCCACCCAGUUUUAUUUAGGGGGAGGGGGAGGGGGGAGGGCACGGAAGAGAAGGGACAAGAUAAAAAUGAGUUUGCCAGAAGUGCCUGGUUCUGUGUGCUCGGUCCUUUUGUUGUUGUAGUUAACAGGAUUUUUUUUUUUUUAAAGAAAUCUUUUAGGACAUGGUUUUCCUUCAGUCACCACCAACGGGUGAAUUAUUAUGCUUAAUAAUAAAUAAAAGUAUUUAUUAAGAAUUUCCUCAGUAUGUGAGUACAAAGUGUCUAGUGAUACUGAAUUUAGAAUAUAUUUAUGUUAGUGUGGAUCAGCGGAGCUCAACAGCAUGCAGACGUCACAGCAGAUCAGCUUGCAUUUGUUACCGCUGAGAACCGGGCAGGGUGAAGUGGGAGGAGGAGGGAAGGAAGGGACUGUUUUUUUGUUACAGUCUCCCUGGGUUUCCGCGGGCGGUUGGUUCCAGCAUCCCCUCCUUCCAUCGCAGAUACCCAAGUCCGUGGAUGCGCAAAUCCGCUGAUUCCGCAUCCGCGAAUACUGAGUGUGGGCUGUACUUUUGAAGUUGGUUCUUGGGCACAUGGACCACUGAUGCGAUUUGAAAUCACAACAAUACAGCCGUUUCUGAUGAUCAAUAACUCAGUUUGGCGGCAGAAGCAUUUUUCUCAUAGACCUGAGAACUUGUAUAUUGUCUGUGAUAAAUGCUAAAUCACAUAAGGUGCUCCUAAAAAAAAUUAGGUGCAGUUCAGAUUUUCCUGCAGUGAAUCAUCGGGGAAGGCCAUUGGGGAACCCAGCUAACGAGAGAUAGACCUGAAACGGAUCCUUUUGGAAGUGGAAGCACCAUCUUUUUUCUCUUUUGUGUAAAUUGGGGUUUUUAAUUUCAGAGGGUUUGCUUAGAAUGAAGCACACCAACAAAUCCUUGCAUUCUUAAAAUCCCUGGCGUAGGUGAAUAUUUUUAAAGGCCAUCUUGAAUAAAAAGAGGGGAGUGGACACCCCAUUUGAGGUGCCAUGGAAGCAAAAGAGCGUAAGGAGUUGGGCAGACUCUUUGCGGGGGAGCUGGCUGCAGGGCUUCUGUGACAGGCACCUGGGGCACUUGAGUGCUAUCUUAGAAUCCUUUCUGGGGAUAAUGCCAUUUUCAGGGGCCUUUCCAAGUGGAGGAAUGGCUUUUGGGGAAAGAAGGAAGUGGGUUGGGCUUGGGGGGAGGGAAGAGGGAACAAACCACGUGUUAUUUACUUUGUAGUGUUGUGGAAGUGUUGUUACCCAGUGCCAGGUUAGAGGUAAUUCCAAACUUGUCUAGAAAGGAGAGCAUGCUUUUUGGUUUUGUUUUUGGGUUCUUUUUAGUCCACUGAGGACCUAAGCGAUGCACAUUCUUGCUUACCCAUCAAGCCUCAAUGUCAGCAUAGUGUUGGGAUACUCCUCAUCCCACAUCCCAGACAGGACCAGGUUCUUUACAUUUCCUUCUAUAGACAUGAACCUGUGUUGGCAUCAUUUGGGUGUGGUCAGAGUUCCUGCAUCCUGUUUUUAGAGAAGCCCGAGGCCCCCUCCUUCUUCGGGAGCUGCUUGGCUGAAUCAUUAGGGGUGAGGCAUGGAGGGGUCGGGGUUCCUGGACACUGGGCCUAUUUAGAAACAGCACAGUUGGAUGUUGCCACUUUUUCCUUGAUUCCUGGAAGUCACUUCAUGUUUUGUGAUAAAUGAGGUCAAGUGGGUUGUACAGUAGAAAAAGUGUGGAUUCCAGCAAGCAGAUAGGCCUGCAGGAAGGACUGCUUGAGGGGGGAGGGAAAGUAGCUUAGAAGAGAGUCACUUUUUACAGAAUGAGUGUACGUUUGCCAAAACCUGUGCAUCCUGCUUUCCCAGACUGGAUUCCAGCUACCCAGGACCCACCCUAGCCAGGUCUUUUCCCUGCUUUCCAGUUCAAGUCUUCUGUCACAACAUCAAACCACUAUUUUUAAAGCCAUUUACUUUGUAUUCAGUAACAGCCCCCAAACUCUUAAAAAUCAAAUAAGAAAUUGGCUGGAUUGGAAACAGGGAUUUGGGGUCACUAUUCUCCCAUCAGAAGCCUCUUUGAUGACUUGGAAUAGCUGUAAUGAAGACAACACCGCAGAGUCCGUCCAAAUGGCCAAUGGGUUUCCAUAGGCGUCUCUCCCAUGGAGUGAUUUCUGGUGACACGAAAUUUCUGUCGCAACUGGAAAGCGUUGCCACUUUCACCAGUGAUCAACUGUCCUGUUGACAAAGGCAGUACGUUCACUGGAUCUUCUUUAGAGACGAGAAUUCUGCUGGUUCCCCCCCCGGCAUCUCUGUGUGACCCAAGGUUGUUGGUGGAGCCUCUUCUGAGCAGUAUCUGGCUGAAGCCGCCUGUGAGCCGGUGGCCGGGAGCUCCCAGCCUCAGUCGUGGCCUCCUGAGGCCAUUUCCCUCAGCUGCCCAUCCUAGCCUGAUUCAAGAGAGUUACCCACAAGGUUGGGAAGCCGUGAGAAAAAAUGUAGAUUCCUUGGGAAGAUGGGCCAAGGGAGGUGGGAUGGGUGAUUCAAACGUGAGGGGAAGGGUCUGUGAGACAGGAGGGGCCACCGAGCCUUCAGUUGGUAAAGUGGUGCUUCGCCCUGGCUGCCCUGUAAGCCUCAGCUGGGGAGCCUGGAAACCCUACUCGCAGGUGAUCCCAGACCAAGUACAGCAGGAUUUCUGGAGGAGGGACCCAGGCAUCAGGUGUCAAAGCUCCCCAGGUACUUUCUGUGCAUAGCCAAGUUUGGGAAAUUACUUUCUGGAUGGCAGGGUGCUCUUGGAGGCUGGGUCUUGAUUACACAGAGCAGGCUUGUCUGGCCGAAACCACAGCCAGAGGUUUGUCACUAGUUUAGUGUGGUCUCAUGGGCCAGUCCCAGCUCCACUGAGGGACAAGAUGCUCUCCGUCAGGAGCUCGGGGGGCAUAUGACCUGAACGAGGCGUCCUUUCACGAAAGUCAGCUGAUCUGUGGAGCGUUGUUAGGGAACUGAAUACAGUGUCUGGAUGUUGAUGUUCUUCCUUGAAAUUUUCCUUGUCUAUCAAGAAAGAUGGAGAGUGUCACCUCUUUGAAGAGGACCCUGCCCUUCCUGAGAAUUUGAGUCAUAAGAGAAAGAGGCUUCUUCAAGACAGAGCAAUGCAAUACUUGUAACUUCUGUAAAUAGCCCCAUCCUUAGAGUGAUGUCAUUUCUACAUUUGAUAUGCUUGUGUUUCUGUAGGAUGUAUAUAGUUUAGGGGAUUUUUUUUUUUGUUUGGUUUUGUUUUUUAGAAAAGUCAACAUGUCUAUUUUUAUUUAUUGCUUGAAAAAAAGAUCAUUUGAAGAAAAAUAAAUACA